This is a messenger RNA of Paramuricea clavata, 432 nucleotides long. NCBI's taxonomy places the organism in Eukaryota, Metazoa, Cnidaria, Anthozoa, Malacalcyonacea, Plexauridae. The record is from the annotation of a GenBank genome assembly.
AUGCUGCUAUAUAGAAUCGCCUCAAUAAGUGGGAAAUCAUAUCAUGCUGAAGAGAAAGAAAGGGUCUUCAAUGCUGUGACCAACAUCACCCAAUCCACAUCCUCAAAACGACCAGGGCAUAUUAUUGGGAAUGUUUUUCUUUGCAUCCAAGCUGAAAAGAAACUGGGUUCAUACCAUUCAGAUAAUUCUGUCACCAAGCAGCAAGCUCACAUUUCAAAAUUGGCUAAGUCUCUUCCUCCUCUUGGCAAUACAGUUGUUCCCUUUUUCACCUUAGCAAGCUCAAGUUCAUCUUGGCAAGCUGAUUUAGAGAGAAUAAGUGACUUUCUCAUAGUUGGCAAUGAAGAAGGAGAUGUGGAAUUUUUUGGCAAGAACACUGUAGUUGAUGUAAGAUCUGAAGGUCCAAUUAAAGCUUCAUCAUUUUCGCUCAAGUAA